UAUUGGCUCCAAUUAAUAAACUUUUAGUUUUCGUAGAUUAAUAAAACGAAAUAUGAGCAUACCUGCUACGAAAGGACAAAUAAAAAUCACUCCUGGUGCACUCGUUUGCAAUGAAGCAGAAAUAAUUGGUGAUGUCUCAAUUGGUGUUAGAACGGUUGUGCAUCCAAAAGCUCGAAUAAUAGCUGAGGGAGGCCCAAUCAUUAUAGGCGAUGGGAAUCUAAUCGAAGAACAAACGCUUAUUACGAAUCGAAGACCUGGUCAUACUUUAUUAAUCGGUCAUUCCAAUGUAUUUGAAAUUGGUUCUCGUGUUGAAGCCAUACGUAUUGGCGACAAUAACGUAUUCGAAGCAAAGACAGUUGUUGGACCACAGAUCGAGGUAACGAAUGGCUGUGUUGUGGGAGCUAUGUGCAAACUGACUAGCAGUGAGAAACUAAGUGAGAACACUGUUGUGUUUGGAAGUGACUGCAAACGGAGAAAAGCGUCGGAAAAACCGGCGCCGCAGAUGUUACAGUUAGACUUUUUAACCAAGAUUUUACCUAACUACCAUCACAUGAAAGGCAGAGGAAAGUAAUUUUUGUUCUGGAAUUAACGUGUGAACGUGAAUUUUCGCAUUUGUUAUUCAGACGAUAAAACUCGUGAAAGUCAAAGGAAACGGCGUGUUGAAGUUGAAACGUAAUAUUUAAAAGCAAAAAGCUUGAGACUGGAAAUGAAACAAUAAAUACGCAUAAUUAUUUAUUUAAAAUUUUGAUGGAGCUGUGAAAUGAACUAAUUUUUUUAUUCUAUUUUAGUGGCGUACAUGAAACCUAAUUUAGGCGGUGGGAUUAAAAGGGUGCAUUUCGAUGUUUGCCUAUUUUUCUCAUUAAAGAUCAUACAAGUGAACUUUUAAUGGUCCUUUGUUAUAAUAUAAGUGACAUCAAAUUAGGCCUAAUUUCGGAAAAAUUAUCGCCUUAAUUUAAAUGAAUGGGGAAAAUUACAGUUGACUCUCUCUUUCUCUACCCCGAACUCACAAGGACCUGAAUAAAUAAUUUGUUUGAGAUAUGAUAGCUCAAGAUAUAAAGGGAAAAAAUUAGUUUGAAAGUUACGAAGAAGGGACUAAAAUGCAUGUUAAAUAUAGGGAGAAGUUUGAGCUAAAGAUUAUUUCAGUGUAUCCGUGGAGUGAAAAUAUAUUUGAAUAAGCAAAUUGUAUAUUAUAUGUAUACAUAAAUAUGUGAAAAUCAAAUUUAUUUCUUGUGA
Hydractinia symbiolongicarpus is the source of this 1233-nucleotide messenger RNA. RefSeq names its product dynactin subunit 6-like. Bases 53 to 571 code for a protein of 172 amino acids. The record is from RefSeq and is a predicted model, not a curated record. Gene Ontology annotation, biological process: mitotic spindle organization. NCBI's taxonomy places the organism in Eukaryota, Metazoa, Cnidaria, Hydrozoa, Anthoathecata, Hydractiniidae. Gene Ontology annotation, cellular component: dynactin complex. Gene Ontology annotation, molecular function: dynein complex binding. The transcript has 2 exons.